GCUGCCCGGAGACCUCUGUGCCAGUGCCAGUGGUGGCCCACUGGCUGUGGGACUACCCAGGAGCCAGCCAAGGGGGACUGCGGAGGGGUAGCUCGGUGCCCAGCAGGUGUCCAGGCCGGGGCGGCCACCAUCCAAGCGCCAGCGGGGUUUGGGAGGCGUUGGGUGGCAGCUGUGAAGUGUGGCCUGGGGCCCAGGAUGGCAAGAGAGAGUCACCUUCUGCAGUGGUAGUGGCGGGUCGGAAGCUCUGGAGCGGGAAAGGCUGGUUCCCCUCCAGGCUGUGAAUGGAAAGGGUGAGAGGAGGAUCAAGGACGGCAGCAAUAGCUGGCGCUGCUAGGAGAGAGAGAUAGACAGAUAGCAAGAGGAGCAGGAGGAGGAGGAAGAGGCGGAGGAGAGAGCAGUGGCAGGGAGACAAUCCACUCUUCAGUCGUACGGGCGUUAGAAACAACCUCCUUACCUCAUACUGCAAGUGGUUUGGGGGCUUUUGAAUGUGGCUUGUUGUUUGAAUAAAAAGGCGGAGCAGGAAAGGCAAGUCUGAGGUGAUAUAGGGAAAGAGAGAUGAAUCCUGCUCUUUUUGGAUGCCGGUGUGCGUUUUAAUUUAUGGUCUUUGAUUUUGUUUUUUGUAACCAAAAUAUCUCGACUGGAGGUGGAUUCUGUGAAAGAAUCAGUGGCUUGCCAGCCUUUCCUUUUUGAGCAGACAUCCUAAUUUUGCCUCUUGUGGAGCUUUUCUUUGAUAAAGGACCUUUCCAGGGUAGCUUGUGCAUCUGACAAAAUGAAGUCUUUGUAUUUUUCAGUCAGUUAUACAUAAUACUGGCAUCCUGUUUGGUACAGGGGACUAAAGUGCUGCCUCACUCUUGAGGAACAGCAGAGACUCUUUUUUUUGCUUCAUGUAACUGAAUGUGUUAAGGCACAUUAUUUCCCUACCCCCAAAUCCUUCUAAAGAUUUUUCCAAAAUGAAGAAAUUUAAUUUCCGCAAAGUUUUGGAUGGUUUAACUGCCUCAUCACCUGGCGGCAGCAGCAGUGGUAGCAGUGGCAGUGGUGGUGGAAGUGGGGCUGGCACUGGCUCCAUGCACUCUGGAGGGACUGCAGGGGCUGCAGGGACUCCCAGAGAGGAAAUCCAGGAGACCCUUAUGUCGGAUUAUUUCCAGAUUUGUAAGACAGUACGCCAUGGUUUUCCUUAUCUGCCCACUGCCUUAGCAUUUGACCCAGUUCAGAAAAUUCUGGCUAUUGGGACAAGGACAGGAGCCAUACGGAUUCUUGGUAGACCUGGUGUUGAUUGCUACUGCCAACAUGAGAGUGGUGCCGCAGUACUGCAGCUCCAGUUCUUAAUCAAUGAGGGUGCCUUGGUCAGUGCAAGUGCAGAUGACACACUCCAUUUGUGGAACUUAAGACAGAAGCGGCCAGCUAUUCUUCAUUCUCUGAAAUUUAACCGAGAACGGAUUACUUACUGCCAUCUACCUUUCCAGAGUAAAUGGCUCUAUGUUGGCACAGAAAGGGGAAAUACACACAUUGUUAAUAUUGAGUCCUUCAUUCUUUCGGGAUAUGUCAUCAUGUGGAACAAGGCCAUAGAACUAUCCACAAAGACUCACCCUGGCCCAGUUGUACACCUAAGUGAUAGCCCAAGAGAUGAGGGGAAAUUGUUAAUAGGCUAUGAAAAUGGGACUGUAGUGCUCUGGGACUUGCGAUCGAAAAGAGCAGAUUUAAGAGUUUACUAUGAUGAGGCUAUUCAUUCUGUUGCGUGGCACCAUGAGGGGAAACAGUUCAUGUGCAGUCACUCUGAUGGCAGCUUGACGCUGUGGAACCUGAAAAGUCCUAGCAGACCAUUCCAGACAACAAUUCCUCACGGAAAAAUUCAGAGAGAUGGAAAAAAACCUGAGUCCUGUAAACCAAUUCUUAAAGUAGAGUACAAGACCUGUAAAAGCAGUGAACCAUUUAUAAUCUUUUCUGGUGGACUGUCUUAUGACAAAGCUUGCCGAAGACCAAGUUUAACCAUCAUGCACGGAAAAGCAAUUACAGUGCUUGAAAUGGAUCAUCCUAUAGUUGAAUUUUUAACUCUUUGUGAAACACCAUACCCAAAUGAAUUUCAAGACCCUUAUGCUGUAGUUGUGUUACUGGAAAAAGAUCUCAUUGUUGUUGACCUGACACAAAGCAAUUUUCCAAUCUUUGAAAAUCCUUAUCCUAUUGACAUUCAUGAGUCACCAGUUACCUGCACAGAAUAUUUUGCCGACUGUCCUCCAGAUUUGAUUCCUGUACUCUAUUCUGUAGGAGCUAAACAUAAAAAGCAAGGAUACAGCAAUAAGGAAUGGCCCAUCAGUGGGGGAGCGUGGAAUCUUGGAGCACAAACCUAUCCUGAAAUUAUUAUUACAGGUCAUGCAGAUGGAUCAAUAAAGUUUUGGGAUGCCUCCGCCAUAACUCUACAGAUGUUGUACAAGUUAAAAACCUCAAAGGUGUUUGAAAAGCAGAAAUUAGGAGAAGGAAAAUCCACAGCUGAGAUUGUAGAAGAAGACCCUUAUGCCGUUCAGAUGAUGUACUGGUGUCCUGAAAGCCGGAUAUUCUGUGUGGCAGGAGUCUCUGCAUAUGUUAUUAUUUACAGAUUCAGCAAACAUGAAGUUAAUACUGAAAUAGCAUCAUUAGAGGUGCGGCUUCAGUAUGAAGUAGAAGAUAUCAUUACUCCUGAACCAGAAAUAAUUCCUCCGUUUCCAGAUGCCUCAUCCCAGCUUCCUUCCUUAAAGAACCUUUCAGGCAGUACCAACACUGUUGCUUGUGAAGGAAUGAUGAAGGACAGUAUCCCAUGCCUUAGUGUUAAGACUCGACCAGUACGGAUGCCUCCUGGGUAUCAAGCAGAACUUGUCAUUCAGUUGGUGUGGGUGGAUGGUGAGCCUCCACAACAGAUCACCAGUCUGGCCGUAAGCUCUGCUUAUGGAUUAGUUGCAUUUGGAAACUGCAAUGGUUUGGCUGUUGUGGAUUUUAUGCAGAAGACAGUGUUGCUGAGCAUGGGAACCAUUGACUUGUACGGGUCAAGUGAUCCAUAUCAGCGUCAGCCCCGUUCUCCGCGCAAAAGCAAGCAGUUCGCCGCAGACAACUUUUGCAUGCGUGGGCUGUCUAACUUUUAUCCUGAUUUAACGAAACGGAUCCGUACUUCCUAUCAGAGCCUGACUGAACUCAGUGACAGUCCAGUUUCCCUGGAGCUGGAGCGCUGCAAGUCUCCUACAUCAGACCAUGUGAAUGGGCACUGUACAAGCCCAACCUCCCAGACUUGUGGGUCAGGAAAGCGACUCUCCAGUGCAGAUGUCUCGAAGGCCAAUCGCCGAGGACCCGGGAGGCCCCCAUUCAGAAAAGCCCAGUCUGCAGCCUGCAUGGAGAUUUCUUUACCAGUCACAGCUGAAGGUUACAUUUCCAGACGGGCAAUGCUUCAGCAAUUACAUGGAAUCAGUACAUUCUCACACGACGAGCGUCACUUUACUGCUUGCUCAUGGAUGGACAAAGAAAACCGGGAAAACUCCUUCAGCCGUUCCCGAAGCUCAAGUGUCUCCAGCAUCGACAAGGAGUCAAAGGAAACGAUCACAUCUUUGUACUUCAUGGAGUCCUUUGCCCGGAAGAAUGACUCUGCUCUCUCCCCCUGUCUCUGGGUUGGAACAGGCCUUGGUAUGGUCUUAAUCCUCUCCCUCAAUCUGCCACCUAAUGAUGAUUUAAGGCUGACAGAGCCAGUCAUGGUGUCUCCAAGUGGUACGGUUCUGACGCUGAAGGGAGCAGUGCUGACCUUUGCAUGCUUGGACUGCAUGGGAGCGCUGAUCCACCCGCCAUAUGAAGUGUGGAGAGACCCAAACAGCACAGAUGACAAUGAGAAAACAAGAAAAAGGAAACUUGUCAUGCACUCCCCUUCCGCCUCCCAAGACAUGGGCGAGCACCAGUUUGCAGUCGUCUGCUCAGAGAAACAAGCCAAAGUCUUCUCACUGCCUUCCCAGACAUGCCUUUAUAUUCAUAACAUCACAGAAACGUCCUUUCUGCUGCGAGCAGACGUGGUGACCCUCUGUAACAGCGUCUGCCUGGCUUGCUUCUGCGCCAAUGGGCAUAUCAUGACACUGAGCCUGCCCAGUCUUCGCCCUAUGCUGGAUGUCAACUACUUGCCUGUAACGGAUAUGAGGAUAGCACGGACAUUUUGUUUCACCAACGAAGGGCAAGCUUUGUAUCUCAGCUCCCCCACAGAGAUCCAGCGGCUAACCUACAGCCAGGAGAUGUGUGACAACUUACAGGAUAUGCUUGGGGAUUUGUUUACCCCAGUGGAAACACCAGAAGCCCAGAACAGAGGCUUUCUCAAGGGGCUGUUUGGAGGAAGUGGACAAACCUUUGACAGAGAAGAGCUCUUUGGUGAGGCAACCGCUGGGAAAGCCUCCCGGAGCCUCGCCCAGCACAUCCCUGGGUCAGGCGGGAUUGAAGGAAUGAAAGGUGCUGCCGGUGGGGUAGUCGGAGACCUGGCUCGUGCACGCGUUGCCCUUGAGGAGCGAGGCCAGCGGCUGGGAGAGCUGGAUGAGAAGACAGCGAGCCUGAUGGUCAGCGCGGAGGCCUUCUCCAAGCACGCCCAUGAGCUGAUGCUGAAAUACAAGGACAAGAAAUGGUACCAGUUUUAGAUUUGCCAUGAAGCUGCACCUGGCCUGGGUAAGAACACUGUUUGGGGAUACGGAGCUUACUCCCAACAAUGUCAGUCAUUGGACAGAAGCAAAACUUUCUCCUAGAAAACUUUUUCCUGUUACUCAUCAGAUUCACCACCCCUGGGGGUCGAGGAGAAGUUUUACCAUCUGCAAGAUGGAGCCUUCAAUGGUAUUUAGUCCAAACACAUGGUGUAGGUAGUCUUUUUUUCCAAAAGAAACUCAACAGUCACUUUGGCAUGUAGUUUUUCAGAAACUCUAGCUACGAACUUUGGGGAGAAUCUCUGGUUAAAAAUACCUUGUACAAACUAGAAUGUUAAUGCACUUAUAAAAACAAAUAAAAAUUUGCAUGACGAAUUGACAUCUUAAAAGAAAAAAAACAAAACAGAAAAAGAAAGCAUGUUGUGACCUAAGAAAAAAUGGGAUUUAUUUCUUCUGAGCAAAAAAUACUUAAAACAGCAAAAAUCUUUAUUUUUAAAAACCACAGUUCAAACAACCAGUACACUUGGAGCAUGGCUGCUGCUGCUCUCAAUAGAAACACGAGGUGAGCUGCAUUUUCUCAUUUGCUGCUGUUUUUUUCCCUUGGCGAACCUUAGCGUGCAGCCAGCAGUGCUGUUUAAUUCCUAGCAGAAAAAUAAACCAGCAUCAAAACCCUA
This is a messenger RNA of Gavialis gangeticus (Gharial), 5299 nucleotides long. It is a transcript of the gene STXBP5L, whose product is annotated as syntaxin binding protein 5 like. The record is from RefSeq and is a predicted model, not a curated record. The transcript has 28 exons. Gene Ontology annotation, biological process: regulation of protein secretion; regulation of exocytosis. Bases 951 to 4625 code for a protein of 1224 amino acids. Lineage: Eukaryota; Metazoa; Chordata; Crocodylia; Gavialidae. Gene Ontology annotation, molecular function: myosin II binding; syntaxin binding; GTPase activator activity. Gene Ontology annotation, cellular component: plasma membrane; cytoplasm; SNARE complex.